AUGGACUAUCCUAAAACUUACAGAUGUCCAAUAGCCCAACAAAUAGUACAUAAGAUAGUAUAUGAAAAUCAAAAUAAGGCUGAGUUUAUUCAAUAUGUUCAUGCCCAAAUCCAAGAAAUGAAAGAUAAAAAAGGAACUCAUAAAUAUUUUGCAGUACACACAGAUCGAUCAUUUACACAAAUUGGUUUUGACGAUCUUUUUAUUAUAGAGAUUGCUCAAUGCUUUAGAGAUUUUCCAAAUCUUGCACAAUUUCGAAUUAGCGUUGAAGAAAAGCAAUAUGUCAAUCUCGAAAGCGGAUUUAUUCUUAUUAACCCUGACGAUGAAGUUAAAGAAGCUCUCAGUUCAAUUCUCACUUCUUACACAGUUCAUCCGAUUAUGUAUGAUUUCCUUCGCGAUUAUACUGCAUUAAUUAUGCAUGGAAUAAAUGUCAAUACAGGAAUCAGGAAUAAGAAGGACUCCUUCCAGAUUUAUGAUCCUCAAGCUGCUUUUAUAACAAAAGCUGCUCCAUACAUUUCGUCCGUAACUCUUGACGACGCAAUUAAGCAAAUCAAAUUUGAAUGCUACGAAACCAUUGCGGCCAUCGAUACUAUCGAAGUUCCAAAUUAUCCGAAAUUAAUUUAUGAAAAUCAAGGCAAGAGUAAUACCGAGAUUAUCCAAGAGUACAUCAAAUACCUUCCAUACUUUGUAUCCCGUCCUGCUCUAGUUGCUCUUUCUGUUUUAAGGGCGAUUUCAAAAGCAGGAACCCUCUAUGACAUACGCUCCAGAAUCUUCGAGAAGAAAGAGUUUUACCUCAAAGCGAAUGAUAUAGUGAAGAACGGAGGCCUCCUUUUCCAGGAAAUAAUGAAACAACAUAAAUUGUUAAGAAAUGUUGAAGAUCAUCCUUACGAGUCCUUGCUUUUCAUCAAUGACCUUCUAAAGCAAAAGAGAGACAUUCAAAAAGUUAAACCUGACUUCAGAAAUUCAAACCAUCUUAAAAACUAUAAACAAUCAUGCCUUGCGGUCAUUAAUGCCACUCAAAAUCAUGUACCAGAGAAGACUGAUGAUCUUUCCGUUGCUUCAAUGACAAAUCCGUUUUCGGCCAAAUUAACUGAAUUACAUAUAAAUGGCGAGUUACGUGAUUUCCUGAAUGUUGUUUAUAGUGAUUUGGUUUCAUCUGGAAAGAUUCAUCCAGGAAAAGAGUUUGAAGACGUAAUUAACCAACUCGAAAGUCCUCUUUUGAUGGUUGCUAUUGAAUCAACAUCUAAACUUUCGGAUAAGAAUGAACGUAAUGCUCAGUAUCAGAAAAUUUAUGAUAUCUUAUUGAAUUCAUAA
This is a messenger RNA of Trichomonas vaginalis G3, 1311 nucleotides long. RefSeq lists its product as uncharacterized. The transcript has a single exon. Bases 1 to 1311 code for a protein of 436 amino acids. The record is from RefSeq and is a predicted model, not a curated record. NCBI's taxonomy places the organism in Eukaryota, Parabasalia, Trichomonadida, Trichomonadidae.